GCUGGGUUCAGGGCCAAUGCUCAGCCUUGCCGCAGCACAAUUCGAAGUCGGCUCCACGUGACCUUCGAGAGUGGCGCCAAGAUUUUUGCCAAGCUUUCACACAAUCUGCCGAAAGAGAACGUCGAGAAAGCCCUUCUCAGACUGCGGCCUCACCUCUUUCACGAAUCGACAUCCCUCAUAACCCUCGAUCUCAGUUCCAGGUUGUGCGUCCAUCACAAUGGCGAUCAAACACAACCAGCAGCUGCCCAACAACCACUUCCGCAAGGACUGGCAGCGCCGAGUUCGCGUGCACUUCGACCAGCCAGGCCGCAAAUCUCGAAGACGGGCUGCUCGUCUGUCAAAGGCUGCCGCCGUCGCUCCCAGACCUGUCGACAAACUCAGACCCGUCGUCCGAUGCCCGACACUCAAAUACAACCGUCGCGCCAGAGCCGGUAGAGGAUUCACCCUGGUGGAAUUGAAGGAAGCCGGCAUCCCCCGUAAACUCGCAUCCACAAUCGGUAUCUCCGUCGACCACCGCCGCCAAACCACCAGCCAAGAAGCUCUCGCCCUGAACGUCGAACGCCUCCAGGCCUACAAGGCCCGCUUGAUCCUGUUCCCACGCAAGUCCGGCCAGCACAAGAAACUCGACAGCUCGGCCGAGGACGUCAAGGCCGCGACCGAAGACAAGAUCAUCAAGAAGGUCCGCGCCGCGCUCCCGAUCGACAGCGGUGUCGGCCUGAAGCACGGCUUCAAGGAGAUCAGCAAGGGCGAUUUGCCAUCUGGCGAAGAGAAUGCUUACCGCAAAUUGAGAGUGGCCAGGUCUGAUGCCAGACUGGUCGGUGUACGGGAGAAGAGACAGAAGGCCAAGGACGAUGCCGACGCCGAGAAGAAGAAAUAAGCUAGUCAAAGGGAAGGCAAAUGAAAAAGUGCUAGAAAACUUAUUUUUGUCGACGUCGGAGUCAGACAUGACUUGCUUGUUGUUGUGGGCAGGGUUUUAACAUGCACCGCAGCAGAUUUCAUGGACGGAUUGACAAUGGUUUGCAUGGGGCAGAAGAGCUUUG
This is a messenger RNA of Exophiala viscosa, 1040 nucleotides long. Its product is annotated as 60S ribosomal protein L13. Bases 218 to 877 code for a protein of 219 amino acids. Gene Ontology annotation, cellular component: cytosolic large ribosomal subunit; ribosome. The transcript has 3 exons. The record is from RefSeq and is a predicted model, not a curated record. Gene Ontology annotation, molecular function: RNA binding; structural constituent of ribosome. Lineage: Eukaryota; Fungi; Ascomycota; Eurotiomycetes; Chaetothyriales; Herpotrichiellaceae. Gene Ontology annotation, biological process: translation.